AUUUAUUAUUAUUACAAUAUUAUCCUCCACGUUGAGCGUGAAAACAGGUUUUAAAAGUGAUGGUCGGUCAGUCGCCAUUGAAUCAACAAAAUGUAUUUACUUGUCGUGUUUUGUUUUAUAAUAGGAAGUCGGGCACAAAAUUUUAUUGAUUUUAAUAAAAGAGUGAACAUCUUCGGCAUAGAGUUAAUGUAUUUUACGCAUCAAGAAAUACACAAUACAUUAAUAUCGCCGUUCGGAGUGUGGAGUGUUCUUACGGGGUUGACCACCGGCACCACAAAUGUGAGUAAAACGCAGCUGUAUAACGUUCUGCGCCUCCCCAACAACGACGUAAGAAUAACAGAUGCCUAUAAGAGUUUGACUCAGAAUUUAUUAAACAACACCAUUGUUCAAAGCAAGAAUAAUUUAUAUUACCAUAUGAAUAAUACAAUUUCGAAACAAUUUGAAAACAAACUGACUGAUCCCUUCGAUAUUUUAGCAGUAAAGCUUGAUUUUAGAGAAUCAGACACGGCUGCGUUGGUUGCGAAUACAAUUAUAUCCGACGCUGGAAUCAAAACCAAUAGUGUAUUAAACGAUACUGAUUUUACAGACGCAAAUGUGAUAUUGACAUGUGUCAUCAAGUUUAGUGGUCUCUUCGAAUCGCCUUUUAGUAAGGACAGGACAACAAAUCGGCCAUUUUACGUGAGCCCCAAUGAUAUAAAAGAAGUGAAUAUGAUGCAGCAAACUGGACAAUUUCUUUAUUCAAAAAUAGAUUCCAUAAGAUCCGAAGUAAUUGAGAUGCCUUAUACAGAAAAUAAUAUAUCCCUGAUUGUGAUUCUUCCCAACAAAAAUGUUUCUCUAGAUAAUUUAUAUGGCGGUUUCAUUAGAACAUCAAUUGACGAUGUUCUACGUGAGCUGGAAAUGGAAAAAAAGAAGAUCGUGUCAGUUUCAAUACCAAGAUUUAAAAUAAGAUCAAAUUUAAUUUUAAAUAAACCAUUGAGUCAGAUGGGUUUAGAUGUUUUUACACGAUUCGCGAGGUUUAAUGAAACGUCAAACAAUUUUUAUGUUUCCAAAUUGGUACAUAAAGUUGAUUUGGAACUUAUUGAAUCUGGUAUGAAUAAUCAAUUACAAUUGGUUCCCGCCAAGAUCUUCGUAGCGGAUCGUCCAUUUGUAUAUGUGAUUGUAGAGAAAACUACAAAAACAUGUGUAGUUAGCGGAAUUUUCACGCGACCUAUGCUGUCGUAACGUUUUGGAUUAAUGAUCAGACCAUAAAACAAUAACUUGGAUUUUAGUUGAAACUCGUUUUACCUAUACUCAGAAGCAAGAUGCGUGAGCAAUCUUUUAAUUAAUUUUUGGCAUUAAAAACUGUUGAGAUAAAUCAACUUAAAUAUAAUUUAAGAAUUUGUGUUACCUUUAUUUUAUUGCAAACCUAUAUAAAUACGGUUUCAGACUGAUCAACAAGUAAAAUAUCGCAGGGAAACAGGCAUGCCUUAGACUCAAAAUGUCAAAUGUGUGGAGGCACAGAAGGCUAAUAAUAAUAAGCUUCCAUUCCACAGUAGUCAUACUGAGUGAUACGAAAAGUACAUACAUGGGUAGUCAAAGAAAAAAACAGUAAACUAGAUUUGUAGUUAGUAGAAAUAAAGUUUAUAAAUGAUCACAAAACAUACAGAAAUCUUAGGCCAAGAUCAUGGCUUUCCCGCCACCGUUUUAUAAAUAAACUAUCUGAUCCAGCAAACGUC
Molecule: messenger RNA, 1715 nt
Organism: Pieris brassicae (large cabbage white)
Lineage: Eukaryota; Metazoa; Arthropoda; Insecta; Lepidoptera; Pieridae
Product: ovalbumin-related protein X-like
Exons: 1
Coding region: 91-1221 (376 amino acids)
Molecular function (GO): serine-type endopeptidase inhibitor activity
Source: RefSeq, a predicted model, not a curated record